Molecule: messenger RNA, 1723 nt
Organism: Melospiza melodia melodia
Lineage: Eukaryota; Metazoa; Chordata; Aves; Passeriformes; Passerellidae
Gene: BORCS6
Product: BLOC-1 related complex subunit 6
Biological process (GO): lysosome localization
Cellular component (GO): BORC complex
Source: RefSeq, a predicted model, not a curated record
AUGGUAGGACGUGGGUACCCAGAGUUGUGCCGGGGAGAAGGGUCAAGCCCAAGCAGGGACGAGCGGGAAGUGGUGGCGCAACCGGAGCCGCCGCUAGGAGAACAUGGCGGGGGAGUGAGGCGAGCCACCAACAGCUCCCGGUGUUGUUACCCGGGUGCGUCCCGCCCACUUCCGCCCCCGCGCCAACCGCCGUGCGCGGAUGGCGCCAGCAUCGCCCCUCUCUGCCCCGCCCCGCCAAUCGCGGGGGAGCAGCGGCCUCUCUGCCCUGGCUCCAGCCAAUCGAAAGCGACACAAACACUCGGGGCCACGCCUCCCUUAGGGGCCGCCCAAUCCGGGCCGACACGCCCUCCCGGUCUCCGAGUCACGGGCUCGCACCGAGGCCACGCCUCCCCGGGCCUCUCAGCCAAUCGCGGGAGACGUAAACAGGCGUCGGCGCGCCCCCGGUGGGCGGUGGCAGCGGGCGGGCACGCGUCGCUCGCCAUGGAGGAGCCGGGCCCGGCCGCGGCGCCGGCGGAGGGGCGGGGGCGGGACGAGCGGAGCCUGGAGGCGCUCAGCCUGGCUGGCGGCGGAGGGGCGGCGGUGGCGGGGCGGCAGCUGUCGGAGGGGCGCCGGGCGACGCUGGCGAGCGCCCUGGAACUGGAGGGGACGGUGCUGCGCGAAGGGCGCCUCACCCAGUUCGUAGCCAACAACCUGGAGCGGCGGAUCCGGCUGAGCGGCGCCCCGCGGGGCGAGCCUCCGGCGGGGGGCGGCGGGUCCUCCAUCCCCGCCAUCGACCCCGGGGCGCUGCAGGACGUGGUGGCCCUGGCCGGGCAGGUGGCGGCGCAGGUGGACGAGCUGCUGCGGAACGUGCACUGCGGGCUGCAGGCGCUGACGGCGCUCAGCGUCGGCUGCAUCCAGACCUACCGCGACGGCGUGGAGAGCCUGGGCGAGGCGGCCGACCUCAGCAUCCGCGCCAUGUACGCGCUGGUGGCGCGCUGCGAGGAGCUGGACCGCGCCAUGCAGCCCGUGCCCGCCCUGGCCAAGCGCAUCCGUGACAUGAAGGGCACGCUGGAGCGGCUGGAGGGGCUCUGCAAGUAGCUGCUCCCGCCGCCGCUCCUCCCGUGCCGGCAGCCGGGCCUGCGGCUGCUGCUCUUUGGCUCCGGCGGCCCCACCGCUCACGGCGUCCGCAGCUCCCGCCUGCGCAUCCUCGCUCGCUCUCCCCGUGCGUGACUUGCCGGCAGCCGUGGCCAGAGCGCCUGGGUUGAUCUGGACGAAGGGAAAUUUUUGCGGCGGACGAAGGAAAAAGUCCCGGUUGAAAACCGCGGGGUACAUGGCAGAUGGUGCUUUUUAGCUUCAGCUCCAUUAAAGAAUUUGGAUUUCACAUGCCUUACGCUUUCUAUUUAUUGAGGGCUAAGAGAAACUAACGAGUAUUAAUUAAAAGUAGAUUUUUUUAAAAAUCAAAUUAAAAAUUCUUGUGAGUACCUGCUUGAUGCUUACAGGCAUCUGUGCUUAUUUGUAGUUGAUUUGGAGCCUGAAGAGUAAUUCUCACCUAUGUUUUUAAAGCAAAUAAACUCACUGAACACCACUCUUUCUUACAGGACACAGUUUUAAGAUAAGAGUAAGUUUAAUACACAUAGCAAAGACACUUGUUUUCUGAGAAGAAUAUAAAGUCCAUGGAAGAUAAUUUAGAUUCAGAUAAGAACAAAUCAUAAGCAAAGUUCUAAAUAAAAGCUUUCAGAUUAAA